UGAUUGAACAAGGAAACAAGGAAGGGAAGACAAGCAUCCAGAACACUUCCUUUCUUGAGCAUCUCUGAAACAAAUCCAAGAAAAUAAGACAUUUCUCUCUCUCCACGGAUAGACCAUCUUCAUUCAAUCCACACCUUCCUGCAUUUCCGAUUUUGAAAAUAAAUCCAUUUUCUCAUCUGGUUUCGAAAAACACGUGAAUUCCCUCAUUUGGCUCAUCUGGUUUUUGAGUUUUAUUUCAUGGGGUUGAAGGAGAAAUGAUGGAGCUUUUGUCGAUAAUCUUCUGCUUGGAUGCUUCUCCAUUCUUCUAUUUCUGAAUCCAAGCAGCUCUGCUGCUGAUGGUCCUUUUUCUGGCAUUUGGGUAUCUCCAAUUCUUUUGUUUUUGGUAAUUUCUGGUCAAUCUUGGAGCUUUCUAUCUGUUUGUUUCUUGGGUACUCGCGGAUAUGUCGUUCUUCGUGGGACUCGUUCUCGGGAUCGCAUUUGGUGUCGGGCUUGUGAUUGCUUUCGUUAAUUCCGAGAAUUCACGAUCCAAGCGCCGGUCCGAGCUGGCUGCGACCGUGGCAUCUUUUGCAAGGAUGACUGUGGAGGACACAAGGAAAAUUCUUCCAGCUGAAUUUUACCCUUCUUGGGUUGUUUUCUCACAGCGCCAAAAGUUGAAUUGGCUUAAUCUUGAACUCACAAAAAUCUGGCCAUAUGUCAAUGAGGCAGCAUCUGAGCUGAUUAAAACUUCUGUCGAACCAGUUCUAGAACAAUAUAGACCAGUCAUCUUAUCUUCUCUCAAAUUUUCGAAGCUGACUCUUGGAACUGUUGCUCCCCAAUUUACAGGAGUGACAAUUCUCGAAGAUGGAAGUGAGGGGAUCACAAUGGAGUUGGAGGUGCAGUGGGAUGGGAAUCCAAGCAUCGUACUUGAUAUAAAAACAAGAGUUGGUGUAGCACUACCAAUACAGGUCAAGAAUAUUGCUUUCACUGGGGUUUUCAGGUUGAUGUUUAGGCCUCUAGUGGAUGCAUUUCCAUGUUUUGGAGCAGUCUGUUACUCUUUGAGAGAAAAGAAAAAGAUGGAUUUCACGCUUAAAGUUGUUGGCGGUGAUAUAUCAUCGAUCCCAGGGCUUUCCACUGCUAUUGAGGAAACAAUUCGAGAUGCUAUUGAAGAUUCAAUGACAUGGCCAGUACGGAAAGUUAUUCCUAUUUUGCCUGGGGAUUAUAGCAACCUAGAGUUGAAAGCUGUCGGAACAUUGGAAGUGAAGCUUGUGCAAGCAAAGGAGCUGACAAAUAAGGAUGUGAUAGGGAAAUCCGAUCCCUAUGCUAUUUUGUACAUACGCCCGCUACGAGAUAGAAUGAAGACCAGCAAAACAAUUAACAACCAAUUAAAUCCUGUCUGGAAUGAACACUUUGAAUUUGUGGUUGAAGAUGAAUCUACCCAACAUUUGGUAGUGAAGAUAUAUGAUGAUGAAGGGCUUCAGGCUUCUGAACUCAUUGGCUGUGCUCAGGUGCCAUUGAAAGAUCUUGAGCCAGGGAAAGUGAAGGAUGUAUGGUUGAAACUGGUCAAGGAUUUGGAAAUCCAAAGAGAUAAGAAAAACAGGGGUCAGGUGCACCUGGAGCUUCUGUACUGUCCUUAUGGAAUGGAGAAUGGAUUUUCUAACCCUUUUGCCAAUCCAAAGUUCUCGAUGACCUCCUUGGAGAAGGCCCUAAAAAGCGGGACGGACGGAGCAGAGGUUUCUGAGCUUGAGAGAACAUCUACACACAGGAAACGGGAUGUAAUUGUGAGAGGAGUUCUAUCAGUGACAGUGUUGUCUGCAGAAGACCUGCCUGCCAUGGAUCUGAUGGGAAAGGCUGACCCAUUUGUGGUGCUCCGCAUGAAGAAAACAGAAACCAAAAACAAAACAAGAGUUGUGAAUGACAGUCUAAAUCCAGCAUGGAAUCAGACUUUUGACUUUGUUGUGGAGGAUGGGUUACAUGACAUGCUAAUAUUGGAAGUUUGGGAUCAUGACACAUUUGGGAAGGAUUACAUGGGUAGAUGCAUCUUGACGCUCACGAGGGUUUUAUUGGAAGGCGAGUACAAGGACAGUAUCCCACUGGAUGGUUGCAAAUCUGGACGGCUGAAUUUGCACCUCAAGUGGAACCCACAGCCAAUAUACAGGGACUCCUGAUUAACAAACGGACCAAAGCCAACCUCUCUCAUGGCAGUAGAGGAUAGUAUGGUUUCCUGGCAUACCUUACCUAUUAUAAAGAAGCAGGUAUGCUAGUGAAUUUUACUCAUGUAUUCUAGUUUUUUUGCAUAGCCAACUUGGGUGCAUGCACCCCAUCACCCACCUUUCAAAGAUCUGGAAAAAAUAAAUAAAUCUUUCAGGUCACUGCUUAUUCUCUA
This is a messenger RNA of Magnolia sinica, 2362 nucleotides long. RefSeq names its product synaptotagmin-5. Gene Ontology annotation, cellular component: endoplasmic reticulum. Lineage: Eukaryota; Viridiplantae; Streptophyta; Magnoliopsida; Magnoliales; Magnoliaceae. The coding region runs from base 441 to 2144 and encodes 567 amino acids. The transcript has 13 exons. Gene Ontology annotation, molecular function: lipid binding. The record is from RefSeq and is a predicted model, not a curated record.